Molecule: messenger RNA, 6871 nt
Organism: Brassica napus (rape)
Lineage: Eukaryota; Viridiplantae; Streptophyta; Magnoliopsida; Brassicales; Brassicaceae
Product: glutathione S-transferase T3-like
Exons: 1
Coding region: 5013-5918 (301 amino acids)
Source: RefSeq, a predicted model, not a curated record
UACUACUAUUUUUUUAUUUGUUUUUUAUCUUUUUAUUUUUAAAACAUAAUAUAACCUGAAAAUAUUUUGUUUUCUUUUAUUAAAGAUACUGAAUAUAAAAUAACACAAUCUUAUUGGUUGGUGAAGCUAGAAAUUUACCUUAGGGGGUGAACCAAAGAACAAGUCUUUAUUAUAUUGAUUGAUGACUAGAUCUCAGAAUUAACUGCGACUGAUUUAUCAAGUUGGUUAUGUAUGGGAUAUACGAAGGCUAUAAUUGGACAUUAUCUCUGUCAAAGACUUCUAAAAAUUCCUCCAAAAAUCAUCAACAUAUAAGAAAACAUUUCACUUCACUAUUGAUCGAUUAAGCGACAGGCGUUAUCAUACAAAGUCUACCCCAGAUUUUAUUUUCUUCAAACUCGUUUCACAUAAGGGAUUCCCCCAUCCAAAAUGAUGAAGUUGGUGGUUUUCAUCUCGUUCUUGCUUCUGUUACCAUUUAGUUCUUCAGGUAAUCACAAAUUAAAUUAACAAAACCAUAAUGUAACACAUAAUUAAGAUUUAAUUAAGACGAUUUAUUUUUAUUACAUUUUUUGAAUAAUUUAAAUAAAAUUCAUAAAUAAAUAUAUCAAAUCUACUGAUUUUUAAAUCUAAUAUGUAAAAUUCAGUUAAUACUGAUAAAUAUGUCGAGACAACAACAAAAAUCCUUAUUUUCUUUAACUUUUAUAAAUUUUUAAUUUUGGAAAUCCAUACAAAUUCAAAUCAUUACGUAUAUUUAGUAUUAAGUAAUUUCGUUUUAACAAAUAUGGAUAACACUUUACUCUAAGAAGAAUUAAAAAAUCAUAGAACAAAUAAUAUAUAAUAAUAAUAUAGGUAUAAAUAUUAUAAUAAUAUAAGAUUUUGCUUCAAUGUUCAAAUUAAUUAAAAUAAAAAAAUUUAAAUCGUCAUUUGGGAGAGAUUGGCAAGAAAUACAUUUAUACAACUAGCAUGUUUUGUAGUAUUUUAAUUACCAAAAACAAAAUUGUAGUACGUUGCUUAGUUUAAAGUGAUGCAGUUUUCUAUGCUAUACAAAAUAAUUUAAGAGCUUAUUUGAUCUUCAAAAUGGUUUAUAUGAAUAGUGGAAGAUCUUGUAUCAAGAUAUUGUCUGAUUCUUACAUGUAUAUGACACAAGUUAAAUAACAAAUGUUAUCUCAAUCAAUAUAUUAAUGGGUAUGAUUAGUAAAGUAAACAGCUAUAAAAGAUUAUGGUACGAAAUAGCAAAACAAGAUGAUUAUACAGUUACAAGCAUUACGAAUAGUAAUAGCAGAUAGAUUAGCAAUGCAAUAAAAAAAAACAGUUGUGCCAUUCAUACACCAAUUCUUUUACUGCUUCAUUGAUUGGUAUGCAAGAGAUGGUGUACGUUGUGCCAGUGCCACUGUGGUAAAAUAUCACCAAUCGAGUCAAUAAUAUAUACCUUGUAUUAAUAUAAACAACACAUAUAUAUUAUAUUUUUAUCUUGCAUUUUUUUUGGGCUUAAGGAUGGCCAUGGAGUUACUCAUACUUAUCAAUAUUCCUUCGGCAAGGUAAGCAAUAAAAUAAUUUAGUUAAAAAAGCAAUAAAAUAAAUAAAAAUGUUUAAUUUACAUAUUUAAUUGUAAAAACUCGCGAAAAAGUGGCAAAAGAUUGUGAGCAGUUUUCUUCCAUCUUUCAAAUUCAUGUUAUUAUGUAGUUCGUUUGUACUUAACAAACACGGGCCAAAAGAAAAACUUAUGGUUUAUCUGUGAAAUAGCUUAAAAAAAGAGAAUUUAGUUUCAUAGAAAGAGAUCAGAAAAAAGAUAGGAAGAAAAAGGGUGUGAUUUUAGUUAGUUAAUGAAAUAUUGUUUUUUUAUAGUUAUCUCAUCCAAUUUCUUAAAAGGGCAAUUCUCUCGGAUAGACUUUUUAAAGUUUUUUUUCACAAAAAUACACCUCAAAAACUAAAAUGAUCAAAAUAUCAUUUUUAUUUUGAAAAUUUUAAUUUUUUUUUAUUUUUUAAAAUUUGAAACCCUAAACCCCAAAACUCCACUCUUCAACUCUAAACUCUAAACCCUAAACCUUAAACCUUAAACCUUAAACCCUAAAUUCCACUCAUUAAGUUUAAACCCUAAUGUUUAGAUUAAUUAACCUUAGGAGUAUAAGUGUAUAUUUACUUCUUUUGAUUAAACAUUUAAAUAUAUUUUGAUCAUUUUUAUUUUAAGGUCUAUUUGUGACAAAAAAAAUUUAGGUCUAGAGAAUUUUUAUUUCCAAAAAGUUAUCUCCUUGUUUUUUAGAGUUGAUUACAUUAAGGGACACUUUUUGACUUUCUAUUACACCUAGAGACACUUCUUACAUGUGACACACUUUGUUGUGGGCCAUCGACAGAUUGUGGACAAUUUUGUCCUUAAUGGAAACGACACUUGUGGAUGGGUGAUUUGUGGACGAGUGAUGUGUGGUUGGGUGAUUUGUGGACGGGUGAUGUGCGGAUGAGUGAUGAGUAAUGUGUGGACAUGUGAUGUUAAUGUGUUUAUAGUAGAUAACGUGGACAAACUCUCUGUUUUGAUUCCAUAAAUCUAUACAACAAUAUGUAGACAUGGACUCAUGUUACUAAAAUUAUACUAUAAAACGUGGACACGAACUCUGUUAUCUCCAACACAAGCACUUGGCUUCUUCAGCCCAACUGAUAAAUUAUCUGCAAUUAAAUUUCAAUCAAAAUGAGAAAGAGAUGAUAUUGUGAGUAUGAGCGGAGAGAAAAAUCGAAGAAGCGUUUACCUUUUGUCGAAGAGUAAUAGAUCUUGCAUGUCAGAGAUUUCCGAUCUAAGAAAUUUGCGCUUUCUCAUGAUGUGGAUGAAUGUAAAUUUGAUUAGAACUAAAUUUAGAUCCCGAUAUGAUGAAUGGAAUCGAAAGUAUAUUGUCCAUGCCCACAACUAAUUUAUAAUUCUGUUAAGAUGUUCAUGUCCACAACUAAUUUAUAAUUAUGUUAUUCACGGUUUCGUUUUGUUUACACAUUAAUAUAUAUAUAUCUAAUAUAUAUGAAAAUGAAUCUUAAAAGAUAGAUAAUUUUAUAUAUAGUUUAUUAUGACAAUUAUUUUUGUUUAAUAUAUUUUAGAACUUGAGAUAAAAGUAAAAAAAAAACAUAAAGUAGGAUACGAAAAAUAAUAAAAAGAAAUAAGAAGAAGAGAGAGGUUCUCUUUAGGUGAGGGUCAUAAAAGUUUUUUUGACAAAAGAAAGUGAUAAGUGUCCUGUAAUGUAAUUUGAACGUGAGAAAAAUCAUAUAUAUAAUACAAAUUGAAGAGGAUGAUAUCGAAAAGCUGAUGGACUAUCCAAAACCGAGUCCCAACGUACCUGGUGGGCCACGUUUCAGACGACCUCGGCAUCCUAUGAAGAAGCCAUAUCGUACCAUUACACUCUAGUUAUCCGUGACUAUUUUGUCUGAACUAUCAAUCAAUCGAGUAAUCUAUCAAUCUUGAUUCAAUAAAAUUAUAUCUAUUGGUCUCAUGACGUGAAACUUUUAAUUCAAUUUUACAAAAUAUUUAAAGAAUAUUGAUGAUCCAUUGUCUGACAAUAUGGUUAUUUCUCUUUCACCUUUUCUAAGGAAGUGAUAAAGUUGUUGACUUUAUACCUAAUAGAGCCUAAAUGGUCAACUGUAUUCACCAGAGCCUUCAAGAAAAAGACAGUUUUAAACCACUUCCAUCAAGGGAUUCUCCAAGAGCUCCUAAUCCAAAAGUUAAAAAAAAUUAAAUCAAAAAGGCCCAAAAUUAAGAGAACCGCCCCUUAGUUUGGGCUUAUUGGAGCUGGUAAGAGACGCGUACGUGGCGGUCUCUCAUUGCACCUCACCUGUAUUGUCUCUCUCUCUUUUCAUCGGGGUUUUGAUGAAACCGUAGUUGUGUCUUCUCUCUUGGAGUCUCCGUCGUCGUCGUCUCUCCACAAGUCGAUCUUCCUCUCGGAGUCUCUGUUAUCUCCGUCGGUCCAUCUUCUUUGUCAGUCCGUCGUCGACGUCUCUCCACCAGUAGAUCUUCCUCUCAGAGUCUCCGUUAUCGAUGACUCCUUCGUCUGUCUCACUCUUGAUUCGCUGUCAAUCCGUGUUCUCUGUCGAUCGGUGCGCCUUCUUCGUCCUGAUGGGUUUCGCUUUGACUUCCUCCACGAAGCUUCUCUUCCGCCAGCUCCGUCGUGAUGGGUUUCACCGACGUCUCUUCUCCUGAGUGUAAGUGGCUUUCUUCUUCAUAAAAAUUCUAUUUUGCUUUUCUUGUUUGUGUUCUUGAGAUUGAUGAAGUGAUCUGAUUGUCUUGUCGAAAUGGGUUUUUGUGAAAUCAACGUGAUCUCAUCGUUUUGUUGAGAAAGAUGAAAUUUUUUUGAGAAGUGUUUUACAAUCUUAGAUCAGGUUAAUGUUUUUUUAGAAGUGUUUUUUGAAAUGGUUGUGAUCAUACAUAACGUUCUUGAGGUUGAUGAAUGUGAUCUGAUUGUUCUUGAGGUUGAUGAAUGUGAUCUGAUCUGAUUCAUACAAAACGUUAUGUUCUUAGUAUAUGCUUCACUUGAUUUUACUCUGUUCAAGCCUCUGUUUUCUCAAAUAUUUUUGUAUGUUUUCUCAUACAUUUUGCUGUGAUUUCACAUACAUUUUAGUCUGUUUUCUGAUAGAUUUUAGACUGUUAUUUCUUUGUUGGUUGUGUAUAAGGGUUGGUUCGUAUCUCAGAGGCAUUGAAGUGUUCGCAUCUCAGAGGCAUUGAACCCAUGCGAGCCUCUCGGAAACGGCUACAACUUCAUCAAAGCAAGAGGUAAUUACUCUUUUCUUUUAAAAAGUUGUUAGAUAUUUAUUAGCCGGAAUUAAAUGGACUUGAAUGUAUGCUGGUAGGUGUUUGUUGCGUGUUUAGAUAUUGGUUGAAGUGAUUUACAUUUUGUUUUCUUGCUUGUUAUAGUUAUAGGUAAAGGCAUUGAUUGCCAUUAAAAACACACUAAACUCUCCUUAACAUUGCAUUUAAAAUCGAACAACUCUCCCCUUCUUGCUUAAUAUCUCCUUCUUCUUUGAUAAUUCCUAUAUCCUUCUUCUUCGCUAUGGAUCAAUUUACUCAAACCGAUAGCUUUCAAAACCUCUUAAACAGUCAACACCCAAACACCUCCUUCUCCUUUGUGACUCGUGAAGCUAGUGUAGACCUGUCUUCCUCGGAUGCCUCUGUCUUCGGAUCACAGUGGGCUGAUGAUGGAAAAGAAGAUGAACUCGUGGUGUCUGACCGUAAAGAAAGAAGAAAGUGGUCACCAACUGAAGAUAUCGUUCUCAUAGGUGCUUGGUUGAACACAUCGAAAGAUCCUGUCGUGGGUAAUGAACAGAAGGCAAUUGCGUUUUGGAAACGGAUUGCCUCCUAUGUUGCUUCAAGCCCAAAGCUCUCUGCUUUGCAAAAGAGAGAGCCUAGCCACUGUAAACAAAGGUGGGGGAAAAUUAACGAGGGUGUUUGUAAGUUUGUUGGGUCUUAUGAAGCUGCAAAGAAAGCCAAAUCUAGUGGGAUGAAUGAGGAUGAUGUUUUGAAGAUGGCUCAUGAGAUCUUCUUUAAUGACUACAAGGUCAAGUUUACACUUGAGCAUGCCUGGUUGGAGCUUCGCCAUGAUCAAAAAUGGUGUGGAGCUUCUUCAACUAAAGACAAAGUAAUCUCCAAAAGAAGAAAAUUGGAUGACCAAUCAGCACACUCAUCGACCUCGGUGCCAGGUUACGGUGGAGAGGAGGAAGCCAUGGCUCGGCCUGUUGGUGUCAAAGCAGCAAAGGCCAAAGCUAAAACCAAGCCAACGAGUUCUUCAGAAGCAGUGGAGUUUCAGGGUCUGUGGGAAAUAAAACAAAAGGAUUUUGAAAACAAGGACAAGCUUAACAAGCAGAAAUUGCUUGAGAACCUCAUUGCCAAGACAGAGCCUCUGUCUGAACUAGAACUCGCUUUGAAAAACAAAUUAAUAUCUGAAAUGUUGUUAAGUUAGAAUGACUCGGGUCUUUAUGCUUAAGUUUGGUCUGUAUGCUGGUUUCUUUUUAUGGUUAAUGUCGGGUCUGUAGUUUGUUAAUGUCGGGUCAUGUAUGAUGGUUUCUUUUUAUGGUUAAUGUCGGGUCUGUAGUUUGUUAAUGUCGGGUCAUGUAUGCUGGUUUCUUUUUAUGCUUACUGCUGUUUGUUUCUCGUCUUGGUUAACGCUUAAUGUCUGAUGCAACUUGGUUAAUGUUUUACUGUCUUGGACUUGAUUGUAUGAUGCAACUCUGAUGCAACUCUCUUUGUUUUAUUGCAGACGAAGACAGAACACUUACCAUGUGACAUAAGACUUACCAUGUGACAGAAGAAGACAAUGUAAUAAGUUGUUGGUGUGUUUUGUAUGAUAUGUUUCACGUUUCUUGUAGUUGUACCAAACAAUUUGAAACUUGUCUUUAUAAACUUGUGAGAAACAACACAAUAUAAAACUUGUCUUUAUAAACUUCUGAGAAACAAAACAAAUUAUCUUUGAAAACAAAUCAAACAACAACAAUACGAGCAAAACAAAUUUCCUAUUGUUUUGUUUUGUUUCCCUUACAAGCUUUACAAGUUCUCUUCUUCGCAUCAUUCUUCACAUCAUUCUUCCCAUUUUCAUUUCCGAAGCUUUAAAUGGCAUCAUCUUCUUAUAAUAAUUUUGAAGAAAUAGAUGAAAGAUUUGAAGAAAUUUUCGAGCAACGAUUUGAAAAUCUUCUCAUUCAUCAUGGCGAGCAUGAAGAAGCCUCAAGGUCUAAAAAGUCACGAGUCUACAUUGAAAGAGAACGAGAACAAGGACACAUGCAGUUAUGGAACGAUUAUUUCAGUGAAGAUGCAACAUAUCCUUCUCACAUGUUUCGACGCCGUUUUCGAAUGAACAAGCGUAUCAUUCUGUAGUGAUCCCAAGAUACAUCAACAAUUGAAAGCUGAUUUAGUUGAGAA